AUGCUCGAGGCGAGCUCGACAAGCUCCAAUCACCAUCCUUCGUCCCUGAUCAUCGUCACUUGUUGCGGUUUGACCAUGUUGUCGGCCUCCGCCACGUUGGCGGCACAUGAUGAACUCUUCACCGACGCGCAGACGGCUCGGCACUCGUAUUCGUUGUCAAGGAGCAUGAGAACCCUGGAUGCUGAUGAACUUGAACACCGCCAUUCCCUCUUCGGCGGCUGCGGUAUCAUGACAAACGACUUGCACGAAGACGCCGCCAUCCACCCAUCUAUCCACCCAUACAUGACCGUCCACCGCCUUGCCAGCAUAUUUGCCUUGGCGGCCGGCCCCCGACCGAAGACUGCCUAUACUUAUGUCGUCCCUCCCAUUCUCCUCUUCCUUCGCCGGCCGCUGGCCCUCGGCAACGGCACCGGUCCACGACUUGGGCUGUCAGCCCAGCCGAAGGCGCAUGACUGGUCGGCAUAUUCAAUUAUAGAGCUGUCGUCCCAAUCAUCCGUCCACCCCUCGUCCGAACAUACGGCCUCUCAGUCCAACUCUCUCAUUCCUACGGGCCCUCUCGCCGAUAUUGUGCUUGUGGCAUUUCCGUUCCGUUCCUUCGGCGAGUUUGUCCGCCGACAACUCCGUACUGUGACAUCGACAUUCUCUCACCUACCUUUGUUUGGCCAGCUCAGCCCUCCAUCGCUACCCAUCAGAAACCCUCGAACAGAAUUGUGGUCAGGCUGGCCUCGCGGCAAGGAAUAUAACGGGAUCGGCCAUAUCUGCCUCAGUCGCUCAAAAGGUGAAUUGAACGAGCGCCGCAGGGAGGACCGCCCCGCGACUGUUGGCGCCAUUCAGUACAACCGGAGCAAGGGCCGGCAGAGACUACAAGGCAACAUCAAGGCGGGGAUACCCUCGAAAACGGUUGACGACAGGAUACCCACUAUGGGGAGGCUCAUCAAAAACCACUGGGCGAGGCUCAUCAUGCUCACGGCCGCGGUUUACCAGGUUGCCGCCGCCGUCGAAGGAUUCUUCUGGCCCAAGAUAUUCUGGGACUUUCUGACAAAAAGUCUGGACGGAGCCGUGAAGCCGGCACCGAUUUUGCAAACCAUAAACCUACUAUUUGGCCUCGGCGUCAUCGCUCUGGAGUGGCCUCUCACCUUCUUGGCCGGCACAAGCAUUCACCGCUCUCUAGAGUUUCGGCUUGCCAUCUUGCCGCUGACGGCGCUGGCCUCGGUGCUCAUGUACCAAUCGACAAACCCCGCCAUCUACUACUUGAUCAGCUCCCUCGUCUACUUUUGGGCCUACAGCGAGGGCGAGAUGAUCUGCGCAAAACCCUGGACGCUGCCCCAGCGCGCUGGCAGCGGAUUGAAGGUCUAG
Drechmeria coniospora is the source of this 1356-nucleotide messenger RNA. Its product is annotated as PRO41 protein. The record is from RefSeq and is a predicted model, not a curated record. Bases 1 to 1356 code for a protein of 451 amino acids. NCBI's taxonomy places the organism in Eukaryota, Fungi, Ascomycota, Sordariomycetes, Hypocreales, Ophiocordycipitaceae. The transcript is spliced from 5 exons.